GAGGAAGUGAACAAACACAGGAAGAGCUGAUAGUAUUCAAAGAAAGAGUUUUGAUCAUAUAAUAAAGAGAAAGACUGAGAGAAAGAGAAAAUGCCUGAUGAGUGUCAUCUGUGUCUGCUGGGACUGAUCUUUCUCUCUUCACUUCUCACAGGUAUCAGUGGAGUGGAUGAUGCUCAUGUGUUCAUCAGUUCUGGUGAAGAUGUCCGUCUGUCCUGUAAAAAUGCUCUUCAUGACUGUACAUCAACUACAUGGCUCUAUAAUGGAUUCAGUCAUUCAGCAGCAGUUGAACUGAUUGGUUUAGGGAGAAAGAAAGACACAGAGAGUCAUGAGAGACUGAGUCUGGGGUCUGACUGCUCUCUGAACAUCAGGAACAUCUCAACAGAAGAUCAUGGAUCUUACAUCUGCCAACAAUGGACUGGUGUGGGUGGACCACGACUAAGACCUGAUGCUCAUGUUUAUCUGCAUGUUCUUCAUGUCUCAUCCUCACACACUGAGAUCAGUGCAGGUCUCUCUGUGACUCUCUUCUGUCAGCUGUAUUCAUAUCCUCGAGUCUCUUGUGGUGAUUCGGUCAGUUCUGAGAGAAUUGAUCUGUUCUGGGUGAAUCAGGCUGGUGUUAAACUGACGAGAUCAGACUCCAGAUAUCAGAUAUCAUCCUCAUCAGAUCCCUGUAUCAUCUCUCUGAAUACAACACUCCUGAAUGAAGAUCACAACAGAGAGUGGAGAUGUGAAGUUACUCACAGAGAUCAAGUCAAGAGCUCAGUCACAUACACUGUCAAGAGUUCAGUUCAAGCUGAUUCAACGACAGCAGGGAUUACUACUCAAGUGAUUAUGAUUGUUGUCGGCGCUUCAUUCAUUCUUCUCCUUCUUGCUCUGAUUCUUUGGCUGAUGAUUCGUAAAAAAAGAUCCGCUGUCAGAAGAGCGACUGAUGACUUUGUGGAACUGUCAUCCAGAGCUGGGAACAACUCAUUGUUUUGUGAGUCACAAGUAAAUCUUGAGUCUUUGCAUUCAAGUCCAGAGUCAAGACGGACAAGUCCAAGUCGAGAUGAGCAGACAGAUGAUGUGACUUAUACUGAAGUUACUGUGGUCAGUAAAAACAGAGCCAAAAAGAACAAGGUUUGCUGUGAUGAUAAAGUGACUUACGCUUCCAUCGGAGGAGCAAAAGCUGAAGACUGCAGUAAACUUUACGCUUCUGUGAACAAGAACCAUCACAAAUCAGGAAAAUAAUCAUAAGAUAAUCCCACCAGCAGAGCAAUAUGAGCCUUAAAUAGCUGACUCUUAAUGGUUUUAUUCAGUGCCAUUAU
Molecule: messenger RNA, 1301 nt
Organism: Carassius carassius (crucian carp)
Lineage: Eukaryota; Metazoa; Chordata; Actinopteri; Cypriniformes; Cyprinidae
Exons: 9
Coding region: 91-1224 (377 amino acids)
Biological process (GO): T cell activation; interleukin-15-mediated signaling pathway; positive regulation of ERK1 and ERK2 cascade
Cellular component (GO): membrane raft; external side of plasma membrane
Molecular function (GO): MHC class II protein binding; protein tyrosine kinase binding
Source: RefSeq, a predicted model, not a curated record